GAGAGCCGCUGCCCGCCUUGCCCCCCAGGCCGGGAGCCUCAUCCGCCCUCCCGGGGAAAGCUGGAUUUCCGAGGCUGGCGGCGCCUGGCCGGCUGGGUGGGGACCACCAUGGGCAACGCGGCCGGCAGCGCGGAGCAGCCCGCGAGCCCCGCCGCGCUGUCCCCCAAGCAGCCCGCGGCGCCCAAGCAGCCGAUGCCCGCGGCCGGAGAGCUGGAGGAGAGGUUUAGCCGGGUCCUGAACUGCAUGAACUUGCCCCCGGACAAGGUCCAGCUGCUGAGCCAGUAUGACAACGAGAAGAAGUGGGAGCUCAUCUGUGACCAGGAGCGGUUUCAAGUCAAGAACCCCCCUGCAGCCUAUAUCCAGAAGCUGAAGAGCUACCUGGAAACCGGUGGGGUCAGCCGAAAGGUAGCAGCAGAUUGGAUGUCCAACUUGGGGUUUAAGAGGCGAAUUCAGGAGUCCACCCAGGUGCUACGGGAAUUGGAGAUCUCCCUGAGGACCAACCACAUUGGGUGGGUGCAGGAGUUCCUCAACGAGGAGAACCGUGGCCUGGACGUGCUGCUUGAAUACCUGGCCUUGGCGCAGUGCUCUGUCACGUAUGACAUGGAGAACACAGACAACGGAGCCCCGGGCUCUGAGAAGAGCAAGCCUCUGGAGCAGUCAGUGGAAGAUCUUAGCAAGGGCCCGCCCUCAUCCUUGCCACAGCCCAAGAGUCGCCACCUGACCAUCAAGUGCCCCCCUUCUCCCCGGCUGACCCCGGCCCACAGCAAGAAGGCCCUGCGGAAUUCCCGCAUCGUCAGCCAGAAGGACGACGUCCACGUCUGCAUCAUGUGUCUGCGUGCCAUCAUGAACUACCAGUCUGGCUUUAGCCUCGUCAUGAACCACCCAGCCUGUGUCAAUGAGAUUGCUUUGAGCCUCAACAACAAGAAUCCCAGAACCAAGGCUCUGGUGCUGGAGCUGCUGGCGGCCGUGUGCCUCGUGCGGGGAGGACACGAUAUCAUCCUUUCUGCCUUUGACAACUUCAAGGAGGUAUGUGGAGAGCAGCAUCGCUUUGAAAAGCUGAUGGAAUAUUUCCGGAAUGAGGACAGCAACAUUGACUUCAUGGUGGCCUGCAUGCAAUUCAUCAACAUCGUGGUACAUUCAGUGGAGAACAUGAACUUCCGUGUCUUCCUGCAAUAUGAGUUCACCCACUUGGGCCUGGACCUGUACUUGGAGAGGCUUCGGUUCACGGAGAGUGACAAGCUGAAGGUGCAGAUUCAGGCCUACUUGGACAAUGUUUUUGAUGUGGGCGCGCUGCUGGAGGACACUGAGACCAAGAAUGCUGUGCUGGAGCACAUGGAGGAGCUGCAGGAGCAGGUGUCCUUGCUGACAGAGCGGCUUCGGGACGCGGAGAACGAAUCCAUGGCCAAGAUCGCAGAGCUGGAAAAGCAGCUAAGCCAGGCCCGAAAGGAGUUGGAGACCCUGCGGGAGCGCUUCAGCGAGACGACUCCCAUGGGCACCUCCAGACGUCCUUCUGAGCCUGAGAAAGUGCCUACCCCUGCCCCGGCGCGGCCUUCAGCUCUAGAGCUGAAAGUGGAGGAGCUGGAGGAGAAGGGGUUAAUCCGUAUCCUGAGAGGGCCCGGGGAUGCAGUCUCCAUCGAGAUCCUCCCGGUCGCUGUGGCAACUCCGAGCGGCAGUGAUGCGCCGACUCCGGGGGUGCCCACCGGCUCCCCCAGCCCAGAACUCCCGCCUGCAGCAGAGCCGGUUCCCGGAGCAGCACCCGCACAGCCACCUCCAGCGCCGCCGCUGCCCCCACUACCUGGUCUCCCCUCCCAGCAGGAAGCCCCGCCCCUGGCGCCCCCACUGGCCCCUCCCCUCCCGGCCAGCGCAGAGCCCCCGCCCCCGCCCCCGCCACCGCUGCCGGGAGAUCAGCCGCCCCCACCCCCACCGCCACCUCUGCCUCAUGGCGCUGACGGGCCGUUGCCUCCACCGCCCCCACCGCCUCCGGGAGGUCCCUCUGAUGCUCUUGGAGGGCCUGGCUCAGAGAUGGACGCAGGAGUGAAGGCCAAGAAACCCAUCCAGACCAAGUUCAGAAUGCCACUCUUAAACUGGGUGGCCCUGAAACCCAGCCAGAUCACAGGCACUGUCUUCACUGAGCUCAAUGAUGAGAAGGUGCUGCAGGAGCUGGACAUGAAUGACUUUGAGGAGCAGUUCAAGACUAAGUCCCAGGGUCCCAGCCUAGACCUUAGUGCUCGCAAGAGUAAGGCAGCCCAGAAGGCCCCCAGCAAAGCCACGCUCAUCGAGGCCAACCGGGCCAAGAACCUGGCCAUCACCCUGCGCAAGGGCAACCUGGGGGCAGACCGCAUCUGCCAGGCCAUCGAGACGUACGACCUACAGACCCUUGGCCUGGACUUCCUGGAGCUGCUGACCCGCUUCCUGCCCACGGAGUAUGAGCGCAGCCUCAUCGCCCGUUUCGAGCAGGAGCAGCGACCCAUAGAGGAGCUGUCGGAGGAAGACCGUUUCAUGCUGCGCUUCAGCCGCAUCCCCCGCCUGCCCGAGCGCAUGAACACGCUCACCUUCCUGGGCAACUUCCCAGACACUGCCCAGCUGCUCAUGCCGCAACUGAAUGCCGUCAUUGCAGCCUCAAUGUCCGUCAAGUCCUCGGACAAACUCCGCCAGAUCCUGGAGAUUGUCCUGGCUUUCGGCAACUACAUGAACAGCAGCAAGCGGGGAGCAGCCUAUGGCUUCCGGCUCCAGAGUCUGGACGCGCUGCUGGAGAUGAAGUCGACUGACCGCAAGCAGACACUGCUGCACUACCUGGUGAAGGUCAUUGCUGAGAAGUACCCACAGCUCACAGGUUUCCACAGUGACCUGCACUUUCUGGACAAGGCAGGCUCAGUGUCCCUGGACAGCGUGCUGGGGGACGUGCGCUCCCUGCAGCGAGGCUUGGAGUUGACCCAGCGGGAGUUUGUGCGGCAGGAUGACUGCGUGGUGCUCAAGGAGUUCCUGAGGGCCAACUCAGCCGUCAUGGAUAAGCUUCUGGCAGACAGCAAGACAGCUCAGGAAGCCUACGAGUCUGUGGUGGAGUACUUUGGAGAGAACCCCAAGACCACGUCCCCCUCCAUGUUCUUCUCCCUCUUUAGUCGCUUCAUCAAAGCCUAUAAGAAAGCCGAGCAGGAGGUGGAACAGUGGAAGAAAGAAGCAGCUGCCCAGGAGGCAGGCACCAACACCCCAGGGAAAGGGGAGCCCCCAGCACCCAAGUCCCCACCCAAGAUCCGGCGGCAACAGAUGGACCUCAUCUCUGAGCUGAAACGGAAGCAGCAGAAGGAGCCACUCAUCUAUGAGAGUGACCGUGAUGGGGCCAUUGAAGAUAUCAUCACAGAUCUGCGGAACCAGCCGUACAUCCGCGCAGACACCGGCCGUCGCAGCGCUCGUCGGCGUCCCCCGGGACCCCCCCUGCAGGUCACCUCCGACCUCUCGCUGUAGCCACUAUUUCUGCAGAUGGACUGCGAGGCUGGG
This is a messenger RNA of Hippopotamus amphibius kiboko, 3495 nucleotides long. RefSeq names its product formin like 1 (gene FMNL1). Gene Ontology annotation, biological process: cell migration; cortical actin cytoskeleton organization; regulation of cell shape. Gene Ontology annotation, molecular function: small GTPase binding; actin filament binding. The transcript has 27 exons. Lineage: Eukaryota; Metazoa; Chordata; Mammalia; Artiodactyla; Hippopotamidae. Gene Ontology annotation, cellular component: cytosol. Bases 109 to 3462 code for a protein of 1117 amino acids. The record is from RefSeq and is a predicted model, not a curated record.